CCUCACAUAUGCGUGUCGUCACUUAUCCCAUACCUUAGAAUCCGACUUCGUGAUUCCUCUGCGUAACCCUUUUUUGUGUGGUAGCUUUGACACUUCUGGUUCUUCCAGGAGCUAGAGGUUCUCUUGUAUCGAAUCUGCGACCCAGUUCUUAGGGUGUUCUUAGUUCUUAGACGUCUCGCAGACCCGCAGUGGCAUAAUGGAGAUCGAUCCCCAGCCUUCAAGCGCCGAAAAAUCCGCCGCGAAUGCCGCUGCGGCCGAAGGUUCGUCGCCCGCUGCUGACGGCGAGCAGCACCGACGUGGCAUUCCCGUGGCGCAGUUCGUCGCUGACGUGGAGGCGUUUCUGGCGGGAAGAGAAGCGCCACCUGUCAUCCAAUCACUGGAGGAGAGGAUGCAGCAGUACAAGCUUCUGGAGAUUAAGCUACUCACGCAGAAGAGAGAUUUGCAGUCGAAGCUUCCAGAUAUCAAGAAGAGCCAAGAGAUCGUGCAAACACUUGUGACGAAGAGAGAGGAGAAAAAGGAAGUGCGUCUGGACUACGUGUUGGCCGAUGGGGUGUUUGCUCGCGCGGAUGUGAAGGAUGCUGACUCCGUGUGUCUGUGGCUGGGGGCCAAUGUGAUGGUGGAAUACUCCUUUGAUGAGGCUCUGGCUCUGUUGAAGCGCAACGAGGAGAAUGCCACAAGCAGCCUUGCAAACAUCGAUGGCGAUCUGCUGUUUGUGCGAGAUCAAAUCAACAUUACCGAGGUGACUGUAGCGAGGGUGCACAACUGGGACGUCCAACGCAGAAGACUGGCUGGAGCUAGCAGCAGCAGUGGCGGUGCCCUGAGGGAGGGGAUUGCUGCCUGAAUAGGCUGCACUAGUGCGUAGAAGUGGCACAUGCGCUACCAGUAUCUGUGAGGUCAUCAGUGCACAACUGGGACGUCCAGCGUAGAAGAGUCGCAGGAGCUGGCAGCAGCAGCAGCAGCAGCAGUGCCCUGAGGGAGGGGAUUGCUGCCUGAGUGCCUGCAUUUGUGCAUCGAGAUUAUUGGAAAUGAAUUGUUGCUGGGGUGCUAGCUGUGCCACUAGAAAGGGUGACAGGGGGAGCUGGCAGCAGCAGCAGUAGCAGUAUCAGAACCUAUUGAGCAAGGGGGUUGUUGCUAGAAUGUCUGCUGCUCAGUUUUCUUCAGUAAUUAUCCCUGUGUGAAAGGGCUGGAUUUGUUUAGGUUAAUUGUAGAGAGUGCAAUACCGAGAUCUGAGUCUGGUAGUGGGCCAUGGUUAUUGAAUAUUUAAUUAAUUUGCAUAGCUGAG
Molecule: messenger RNA, 1282 nt
Organism: Closterium sp. NIES-67
Lineage: Eukaryota; Viridiplantae; Streptophyta; Zygnematophyceae; Desmidiales; Closteriaceae
Source: the annotation of a GenBank genome assembly